CGUGCGACCACAUUUCGUUGCGAUAUCCUUCUACAAAAUGUUUGGCUAUCCGACUGGUAUUGGUGGUCUCCUCAUACGAAGAGUUACGUGACGCGGAGUCAAGAGCGGGGAACGCUCAACAUUCAGUCACAUUCAACCCAACGAAUCUUCGAAAAAAAGAGUGUUUUAGACGCCAUAAAGCGACUGCAAUCUCGAGCUUUUGCUGGCGGGACAGUAAAGCAAAUUCUUGUGGACGAGUUCUAUUCCGUUCUUCGAGAGAGCAUUGAGGAAAGGUUAGAACAUGGAACGCUUAAUUAUUAUGCCAUUUGUGCUCUAAGCAAAGGUUUCGACGACUUGAAGAGAUACGGAGGCAUGCAGAAAAUCUCGGCGAGCACUAUGAAAAUAGCGAAUGAAGCCUUCGAAAUGCUCUCCGGAAGAGUACACUGGAAUGGGAAACCAGCGGUGAAAAUCUACGGCUGGGAAAAUGCCAGAAUGCAGGGGCCGAUCGUCACAUUCAAUCUACUGCGUGAUGAUGGGAGCUUCACAGGUUACUCUGAGUCCGUAAAAUGGCUGCUUUCGCACGGUCUGGAGAUCUUCCGAACGGAGCGUUGGAGGCAAAGAAUGUGGAGAUUGCGUUGGAUUGUGAUUUAUGGUAAACCAACAGGAGCUGUUCGGGUGUCGUUUGGAAGGCAGUCUACAUCUGAGGAUGUUCAUUCCCUGGAGCAAAUGAUCGACUACUGUUUUCUUGACGUCCACUUACCAGUCCAUAUCGACUAUCACCUGAACAUUACCAACUACACUGCUAUCGUUCACAUCUUAUUAUUUACCCGCACGCUAAAAGCGUGUGCGGGAAUAGCUAUGACAAGUAAGUUUUUCAUAUUCUUGCAUUUACAAAGUACCGCGGGAUGGUUAAUUGAAUUGUCUGCACACUGA
This is a messenger RNA of Cooperia oncophora, 912 nucleotides long. Lineage: Eukaryota; Metazoa; Nematoda; Chromadorea; Rhabditida; Trichostrongylidae. The record is from the annotation of a GenBank genome assembly.